AUGACUUCUCCCUCCCGCUCCAACUUGACUGCACCCACCUCUGCCACAGGAAAAGUUACGCUCCUCGUCCUCGGUGCCGGCUGGACGUGGCAAUUUCUCGAGCCGCUCCUCAAACAAAAGGCCGACUUUACAUAUGCGGCCACCACGACCGACGGGCGUGUAGGCACGAUCCCUUUCAAAUUCAACCAAGAUUCGGACAACCUGGAGGACGCCAUCAAGCGGCUUCCACUCGCGGACUAUGUCUUGAUCACCUUCCCAUUGAAGGGGAAAGGGCCGUCGAGGAAGCUGGUGAGCACGUACGCAGCGACGCAUGGGCAACACUGUGACCGCACGACAAGUGACACACCCGCGAUAGUUGAUCGGCAAGGCGACGAUGAACGGAACGCGCGGGCAGGCGGCAUCACUACGACGACGACGAUUACAGACACGAAAUGGAUCCAGCUCGGCAGCACGGGGAUAUGGACGUCCCCAAAUUUCGUCGAUAGCCACUCGCCCAUUGACCCGUCCAAUGAGCGGGGAAUCGCAGAGGACGAGCUCACCUCGCUGGGCGGAUGCGUGCUGAACCUCGCGGGGUUAUAUGGCGCACAGAGGCAGCCGGGCAACUGGAUCGCGCGGGUGGCAAAGACCAAGGACCAGCUCGGCGAGAAAGGCGCGUUACACCUGAUCCACGGGUCGGACGUUGCAGGUGCGGUGGUCGGGGUCAUCGAGGCAGAUCGCGCGGACACCGACAAGAACGCCAGCGGCGAGCGGUCGCCGACAACAGAGAAGCUGUUUGGCAGGAGAUGGAUUGUGGCCGACUGCGUCUGCUACGACUGGUGGAGCGUCGUGUGGGAUUUCAGCGGGGACUCGAGCGAAGACAGUCACAGAGACAAGGAAGGCGCGGAACAGCAGACGAAACUCGCGGAGAGAAGAAAGCAUCGACGUUGGGUCAUGGACUUGAUGCAGGACAAGGGCGUCAAGGCGCUGCCGAGGCCUCUCGAUGCACUGGGUAGGAAGCUGGAUGCUCGCGAGUUUUGGCAGGCCGUUGGGCUUCUCCCAGAGAGGACAUUGAGGAGAUGA
Molecule: messenger RNA, 1059 nt
Organism: Fonsecaea pedrosoi CBS 271.37
Lineage: Eukaryota; Fungi; Ascomycota; Eurotiomycetes; Chaetothyriales; Herpotrichiellaceae
Exons: 1
Coding region: 1-1059 (352 amino acids)
Source: RefSeq, a predicted model, not a curated record